GCUCUGUCCAAAACCGCAUCGUCACCGCCCAACAGCCAGAGCACCCAGCGCCAGCCGCCGCUCACGAAAAAGCACAAGCUGCCAUGGAUUGGUCUGGAAUGACAAACGCCGAAAAGGCGCACAUGCAGUCUCUGAUGGAGAAGAAGCAAAUGCAAGACUUUAUGCGCCUGUACUCCAGACUCGUCGAUCGGUGUUUCAACGACUGCAUCAAUGACUUCACGUCCAAGGCUCUGGGCAGCAAGGAGCAAAGCUGCCUGAGCAAGUGCACCGAAAAGUUCAUGAAGCACUCUGAGCGAGUUGGUCUGCGAUUCGGCGAGCUCAACCAGAUGAUGCAACAGCAGCAGCAGUAAUACAACCCUUCAAGAAACAGCGAAGCGUGUCUUUUGAUCCAGAAUACAUCGCACGCAUUUGGGCGAUGUUCAUCAA
This is a messenger RNA of Polychytrium aggregatum, 426 nucleotides long. RefSeq names its product Tim10/DDP family zinc finger-domain-containing protein. The record is from RefSeq and is a predicted model, not a curated record. NCBI's taxonomy places the organism in Eukaryota, Fungi, Chytridiomycota, Chytridiomycetes, Polychytriales. The coding region runs from base 84 to 350 and encodes 88 amino acids. The transcript is spliced from 4 exons.